GCAAUUGAUAGAUAUGAAACUCAGUAGGAAAGGCAGUCCAGAGUUUCCUCGAGUAGCAUGAUUCAAGGUUUAAUUGCUAAGAUUCAAUCUUCUUAGAACAAAUGCUAUUCACAAGUACAAAUGACCAUAAUAUUUUACCCUAAUUUUUUAGUACUCUAUCAGCCCAAAUUGUUCACUUAAUUGUUCUUGUUAUGUUUAGCUAUUAGACCAAUCAAUUGGCAACAUGAACAAAAAUGAAGAAAGAGGUAAAACGACAAACCCGUUGUUGGUCAAAGCAAUUUUACUAGCAUGCCAUAGAGCCAUUGUUGCGUCUUGCCAUUUUUGGGUGAGCAAAUCAUUAAAAAUUUAAAAUAUGCUAUGUUGACAAAAAAAGAAUAAGUUACCAAAUAUUUUAUUAAUCAUAUGAAAUGGGGAGGUUUCUUCAACUAUUUGCCAAUAUAUGUUCUCUAUUAUUCAAUUGUAAACUUAGGACUAGUACUGCUAUGAUAAAGUACAGAAAAAGCAAUAACCUUGACGUUGGAUGACUCAAACAAAGGUAUACUUCAAAUUCAAAUCCUAAGUCAGACAAAGCUUGUGUCUAAACCAAAAGGAAACCUCUAGCUCCCAUUUUUCACUAAAGAUUUUUUCUUUUGCGCGGCCUUGACAUGGCCAGUGCAAGUUUCUAUGUUGGAGUUAUAGGCAACAUCAUCUCAGUCUUACUAUUUCUUUCUCCCUUAGGAACAUUUCGGCGAAUUGUUAAGCAUCGAUCAACAGAGGAAUUUGAGAGUUUUCCUUACAUUUGUACAUUACUGGCUUCGGCGUUAUGGACUUAUUAUGGAAUCACAAAGGCUGGAAGCCUGCUUGUGGCGACUGUUAAUGGUUUUGGUGUUGUUGUAGAGAUUGUUUAUGUUACCUUAUUCCUUGUAUUUGCACCUCCAAGAACAAGGGCAAAGACUGGUACAUUGGUUGCACUUUUGGAUGUGGGAUUUCUCGCAGGAGUGAUUUUGAUUACUCAUUUUUUGUUGCACGGAGAUACAAAGAUCGAUGUCAUAGGAUUCUUGUGUGCAGGCCUAAAUAUAGCCAUGUAUGCUUCACCUCUUGCAGCCAUGAAAACGGUGGUGACAACCAAAAGCGUAGAGUACAUGCCUUUCCUUCUCUCCUUCUUCAGUUUCUUGAAUGGAGGGAUUUGGACUUUCUAUGCUGUCCUCGUGAAAGACUUCUUCGUUGGACUCAGCUGGUGUUAUAUUUUAUAUACAGGAACCCCAACUCAUCCAAGAAAGUCUCCAACGAUUUAGAAGAUCAAUUACAAAACGAGUACCUCUUGCCCUCUACCAGUCAAGUGGCAUAAAAGAUUUCAAGAUAGAGGUCCAUUGUCAUAGAUAGUAAAUGGUGGCUAAGAAGAAGAAAUAUAGGUGGUAGCCACUAUGAAGAAGAGGAGCUUGAAAUUCAUUUAUUUGUUUAUAAUAUGUUUAUUAAAAAAAAUUAUAGGUAUCAACGAUUGACACAUGAAGUUUUGAGGACAUGUGUUUAUUAUAUAGCAGCCAAAUAUAGGGUUAUAACUGAACUAAACUGUUUCUAAACAUUUUGAGCUCUGCUUUAGACUUGUUAAUUUAUAUUCGUUUGUUUAACAAA
Quercus robur (English oak) is the source of this 1611-nucleotide messenger RNA. Its product is annotated as bidirectional sugar transporter SWEET16-like. The record is from RefSeq and is a predicted model, not a curated record. Gene Ontology annotation, biological process: carbohydrate transport. Bases 645 to 1274 code for a protein of 209 amino acids. Gene Ontology annotation, molecular function: sugar transmembrane transporter activity. NCBI's taxonomy places the organism in Eukaryota, Viridiplantae, Streptophyta, Magnoliopsida, Fagales, Fagaceae. Gene Ontology annotation, cellular component: membrane. The transcript has 6 exons.